Messenger RNA from Metarhizium album ARSEF 1941, 2046 nucleotides. RefSeq lists its product as uncharacterized. Gene Ontology annotation, biological process: regulation of transcription by RNA polymerase II. The coding region runs from base 1 to 2046 and encodes 681 amino acids. The record is from RefSeq and is a predicted model, not a curated record. Lineage: Eukaryota; Fungi; Ascomycota; Sordariomycetes; Hypocreales; Clavicipitaceae. Gene Ontology annotation, molecular function: transcription coregulator activity. The transcript has 2 exons. Gene Ontology annotation, cellular component: mediator complex.
AUGGCUACUCCAACGCCUAUGAAGCAUGCACCUUCGCAGCAGGGUCGCACCCCUUCGCAGCUUGCGGCCGCGACUCCCCCGGUUUCGACGCCCUUCUCGAACAACGCCAGAGCCGCCUUUUCCCCUCGAGCUCCCGGUUCGUCUCCCCAACAAGUCAAGAAAUCCCCGGCCACCUCGACACUCAUUGGUCACACGGGCAUGGGAGCCUUCAACUUUGAUAGUCCUUCCACCGCCGCCGCUAUGGGUGCACUAGGAAUGGGCGGCGGCUUCGACAUUGGACUCGACAACGUCGGCGUCGGCGGAUUAGACGCCAUCGGGGCUGCGCUUGCCAACGAGGACGACAAGCUGAAGCGGCUCGACACAAUCUUGAACCUGUUGAGUACCAAGAAAGGACUCGUGAGCGAAGCUAGUCUCGAACGUCUCGCGCAGCGCAUUGGCCUGGAAUUGCUCUCCGAAGAGCAAAGGACCCCCGGCGGUCGUAAGACGAGGACCCUGGCCAUUGCUGGGUCUGCUAUUGCCCUCGAUAUUGUGCUUGACAACAAUAUCGUUCAGACCGUCUCCCUGACUUACCAUGGGUCUGCCCCCUCAGUAUCGAGACACAUGGAUGCAGCAGGCCGAAUCCUACUCAAAGACCUCAAACUGCUCCCGGCCCAAAGCCCGUUGACGAAAACUCUCGAGAACUUUGCCUCCAACUUUGAACGUCUGGCCGGCUUGGACAAGCUUAGCAUUGUGCCAGGGCUCGACUGCCACGAGGCUUUGGCUGGCAUUUACGACAGCCUCGACAGACUACAUCAGUGGGACCUGUCGAAUUUGCGUGAGGAGCAAGACAUGAAAGGAAAACCAGAUCAAUAUCUCCUCAACAUGGUCAUGUGCUCUAGGCAUGGGCGGCCGGUGAUGCACGACAGGGAUACAGUUGGACUCGCCCUGCAGUAUUGGAGGGAGCUACGGUUUAUGCCUCCCUCGGCCAAGGACGGCAUGGAUAAGUACGUCUACGAGAAGGAAAAAGUCUGGUCACUUCUUCUCGGGUGUGCCCCGCUGGACGGCAUGGAAGUGCCGCCCGUGAGAGUGUCGGACAGCUGGAUCUCGAAAGAAAUCACCAAGCAGGAUGUGAUGGAUCCCACAAAGACCGUGCUGGACUGGCAAGAGCCCGACAACAUGUCACUGCCACAGUCGGAAGACAACAAAGAUGCCGGAAUGGACCUCUUGCAGGCUGAUCUUUCCACCACAAGAGUGCCCAGAGUCAUGUUCACCGUCACCUUCGACCCGCCUGUUGUCCUACCCCAGAACGACUGGGCGCGUCUCUACAUGUACGCCAACGUCAGCCCCCCCAACAUCGUCAACGAAGUCGGCCAGCGCGGCCACCCGCUGCUGCCCCCGACCUUUGACAGCCUGCUGUUCCCCUUUCCGUCCGGGGUCAAGGUCGACCCCAGCGAGUCCCGAGCCAUAGUGCGGCAGAGGCCAGUCCGGGUUUUCAAGACGGACGGAGCCAAGACGGUCAAACAUCACCACACCACCCUCUACAUUUACAAGCCCAUCUACUCACAGACCGUUUCCGAGAUGCCAUUCUCGCACCCCCGCCAGUUACUAGACAUGCUGCCGCUGCUGCGACAGUACGCCUUUGUAUCGACCCUGCUCGAAAACAGCUUCGGCUCCAAGACACAGCCCGUGGACAGCCCGAGCCCGGCGCAGCCGACAGAUACCAAGACCAAGAAGCACCAUCUGGCAGGCUACAUGGACGCCGGAGAGGCAGAUGCGCCAGAGGUGGCCAAUGCGCCUGACAUGAACCUAGACGUCAUUCUCUGGGUUCACCCGGCUCCCCACAUGCAGGUCGUCUUCCCGAUGGGCAAGUCCACGGCCAACAUCUCCCUCAAGAUCCUGGAAGGCGGAGUCGUGGAGAUUGUGGACGAGAAUAUCCUGCACUGGAAGGAGGACGGGGAGAGCCGGUGCAAGAGGAAGGACUUUACAAGGCAAAAGCUGGCCAAGGCCCUAGAGUACAUGGAGGACUUGUGCCUGUGGUCCGAAUGGAUACGCUCGAGGUUGGGCUGA